This is a messenger RNA of Clupea harengus (Atlantic herring), 1935 nucleotides long. RefSeq names its product lysosomal protein transmembrane 4 alpha (gene laptm4a). Gene Ontology annotation, cellular component: lysosomal membrane. Lineage: Eukaryota; Metazoa; Chordata; Actinopteri; Clupeiformes; Clupeidae. The record is from RefSeq and is a predicted model, not a curated record.
UGUAUUUUUCUUUCAUCACGUCAGUCAGAUAGGGAGGCGUUUCCAUAGUCGACCGUUGUUGAUGGUGGAAGUCUUGUAGGUCGUGCUGUUUUCAUGAUGUUUCUCCCCAACAUCCAGGGCGAUAUGCAUUUUAAACCGACUCGAGACAGAUUCUACACGACAAGAUGUUGUGGAUGCUGCCAUGUUCGGACAGGAACGAUUAUCCUGGGAACAUGGUAUAUGGUGGUGAAUCUGCUAAUGGGGAUUCUGCUGACGGUGGCUGUCACCCACCCUGAGAACGUGCCCGCCGUCAACCUGCAGUACGAGGCCAUUGAGUAUUACCUAGCCUCCGACAGGAUGUCAGAAAACGCCUGCGUGGGAUUCGCCAUCUCUCUCCUGAUGGUCACCAUCAGUGCAAUGAUGGUGUACGGGGCCAUCACUCACCGUGAUGGCUGGCUCAUCCCAUUCCUCUGCUACCAGAUGUUUGACUUCAUCCUCAGCUGCUUGGUGGCCAUCAGUUCUCUGACCUACCUGCCGCGCAUCAAGGACUACCUGGACCAGCUGCCGGACUUCCCUUACAAGGACAACCUGCUGUCUCUGGACUCCAGCUGCCUGCUGCUCUUCGUCCUGGUCUUCUUCGCCUUCCUCAUCAUCCUCAAGGCCUACCUGAUCAACUGUGUGUGGAACUGCUACAAGUACAUCAACAACCGAAACAUGCCUGAGAUUGCAGUCUACCCUGCCUUCGAAACCCCUCCUCAGUACGUGUUGCCCACCUAUGAGAUGGCCAUGAAGAUGCCGGAGAAGGAGCCGCCCCCACCCUACAUGCCUGCCUGAACAUCCCCCUGACCCUGACCCCCCCCCCCCCUUUACCCCGUCCUUCCCCCACCCACCUGUUCUGCCCACCCUUCUCCCUUCUCAUCACGUAAUUGUCUGUACAGUCACCAAGAACUCAUUGAACCCUUCUUGCAUCACUUUCCUGAGUGGAGUGGAGUGCAUUACACGACCUCUUGUUAGUUCCCUGCCCUCCUCCCUUGGUUAUUGAGGAGUCAUCGGGUGACGUCAGUAAGAUGAGAAGGUAAAGGCAGGUUGCACAGGCCUGCCGAGGUGGACUUGAGCUUGUGUACAUAACAAAAAGCGGUUUAAAGGUUUUUCUGUCACUUUUUUUUGUCUCCUCUCUCAAUCUUUCCGUCACUUCAUGUCUUCUGUUUGUUUUUCUGUCUGUUGGCCUUUUUGGAUCCCUUGUUGAAGUUAUUUUGAUGUCUUAGUGAAAGGGAUAUUGUGUAACAUUGCUUAAGACGCCUAUUCCAACCAUAAGUCACUCCCUGCAAAGCACCGUCCUGUCCUUUAGGUUGAAUAUUUAAGAGGCACUUUUAAUACAGAGAAGACCUCGAGACAAACCGUAUGGAUUCUUAAUGAUUGAUAUUACUCUUUACUGUUGCCUGUUUUCCUUAUUUUUUCCAUUUUAAAUGUGUGCUAUAUGUUUAUGAAUUAAGGUUUUAUCCUAACCAUGUUUGAAGUGUCUGGUGAAAGAGGGUUGUAGGAAUUAAAAAAAACAAACAAAAAAAAACAAAGCAAAUAUAUAUAUAAUUUCUUAUUUUAAAUAACACUUUCCUUUUGACAUGACCAGACAGGCUAUCUUGUUUGACCAUGCCAAGUUUUCCCGUUGUGGCUGCAGUCUUUAUUGUGAACCGCCCUUGUGUUAAGCCAGUAGCUUGAGGUAUACCUUUGGCCAGUCGUCCAGGGUGUCCCGCGCUCUCUAUUCGCGAAGGGACAGCGCCCCCUGGUGAUGCGGAAAAUUGUAGCUACUGUUGUGGUCAUCCGUGGAUGCAUGCUACUCUUACUUUAUCAGUCUUUAGUUUCUCAUGCAGUCUGAACCAUUGUGGAUAUUAUAAACACACACACACACACACAUUCACAGAAUGGCUUCAAUAAAAUUUCAAAAACAUUUGUAUCCAU